AUGCCUGAAACCAUCAACUUGGAAUUGCGGGGCGGCGACUUUCAUGCCGAAGUUGCCACGGCCGGCAAGGGAGCUCCCCUGCUUUACCUGCACGGAGCUGUGGGACAGAAGGGAUGGGCGCCAUUCCUGGAUCUGCUUUCCCAGAGAUUCACUGUUUAUGCGCCUCUUACGCCCGGGUACGGUUCGGCCACAGGACUGGAGCACUUGGCCGACCUGACCGACCUGACGCUGUAUCACCUGGAAUUGUUGAAUGAGCUGGGCGUAACACGCGCUCACGUUGUCGGGCAUUUCCUGGGAGGGAUGAUCGCAUCUGAGAUGGCUGCUUUUUCUCCAUCGUCAAUCGACCGCCUGGUGCUGGUAUCCCCAGCGGGAGUGUGGCGCGAUGAAGAGCCAGUGGCUGACCUGCUUGCGCUGAACGCCAACGAACUCUCAGAACGUCUGGCGGCAACGCCAGGCGUUGCCGCAUCGCUGGAUGGCGUGGCUGCGGAGUUGGACAGGGACCGCAUGCAGGACAUCGCUGCCGCCGGCAAGUUCCUGUGGCCUCUCCCUGACAAGGGACUGAACCGCCGUGCAUACCGCAUCAAGGCUUCAACCCUCAUCCUCUGGGGAGAGCAGGACCGCAUCAAUCCCCCAUCCUAUGUCGACGAUUUCCGGAAAAUGAUAACCCGGUCGCAAACUGGGACGGUGGCCAACGCCGGGCACCUGCUGAUGCUGGAGCAGCCCGAAGCAUUCGCCAACGCCGUGGCAGCAUUCCUCAGUUGA
Messenger RNA from Geodia barretti, 762 nucleotides. The record is from the annotation of a GenBank genome assembly. Lineage: Eukaryota; Metazoa; Porifera; Demospongiae; Tetractinellida; Geodiidae.